Molecule: messenger RNA, 2762 nt
Organism: Ziziphus jujuba (common jujube)
Lineage: Eukaryota; Viridiplantae; Streptophyta; Magnoliopsida; Rosales; Rhamnaceae
Product: xyloglucan galactosyltransferase MUR3
Exons: 1
Coding region: 654-2399 (581 amino acids)
Molecular function (GO): glycosyltransferase activity
Source: RefSeq, a predicted model, not a curated record
UUUUUUUCUCCUUCCCCUCAUUUUCUCUUCUCCUUCUCUCUCAGGAAAACACUAAAACCAAAAUUCUCAGUCUUUCUUGCCAACAAAUCGAAAUUUCCAAGUAAGUCCUUCUUUUGUUUUUCAUUUUUUCUUACUCGUUUUUCUGAAUCUCUGUUUUCAAUUUCCUCUUUAUUCCAAUUUUGUUUUUGUAUUUUCGUAUAUUUAGCUCCCCGAACGAUCCGUAACCGAUCGUAUAGAACUCACUGAUUAUUCGGGAUUCUUGCCCUUUAUUUCGCUAAAAAGCUGUGUAUUUCAGUUCCUGAUUCGAUAAGUUUCAGUUUUUGCUCUUGUUUAUCUAUUGCAAUCAUCUUGAUCCUGUAAUUCCUCUUCUACUAUUAAGCUCUCGUUUCAGCACCUCGGAGCUAAUUGGUAGGCUCAGAAUUAGUUUGUUGAAACAUAGGGUUUCUGGGGGGUUAAAGUUUGCUUUUUGCUUCGAAAUCUAGUUGAUGCAAAGUGUUUUUAUGUUUUUUUUUUUGGGGGAUUUUGGAUGUGGGAUUUCGGUAUUUGAGUGUAUUUGGUUAUUGAAUUAGAAAUUUGAAUUUUAAUUCUUGAAAUGGGUAUUCGGUGAUUGAAUUGGUUGGUUUGGACUCUGCAAAAUUGGAGUUGGAAAUCUGAUGAGACGCCGCUUGGCGGCUGGUGUUCCGUCCGAGCAAAUGGAAAAAGGGACGGGAAAGAACCAGAAUACCCGACUUUGUUUCUUGGCGUCUUUGUCUGCAUUUUUCUGGUUUUUGUUAUUGUACUUCCAUUUUGUUGUGCUGGGACGUACCACUACUGAUGAAUCUCUCAAAUUGCGACCCCCCGUUACUGAUUCCUUAAGGUUACAACCUGAUCCUGUUGUUAGCUCAUAUUCCAACCCUACCCCUGUAACCAGUGUUCUUCAAAUUGAGAAACAACCCCCAAAGACUAACCAACCUCAAGAGAAGGAAAAAAUCCCAUUUAUGAGAGCACUCAGAACUAUUGAAAACAAGAGUGAUCCGUGUGGUGGGAGGUACAUUUAUGUCCAUGAUCUUCCUUCGAGGUUCAACGAGGAUAUGCUGAAGGAGUGUAAGAGUUUAAGCCUUUGGACCAAUAUGUGUAAGUUCACAACCAAUGCGGGGCUUGGUCCUCCGUUGGAGAAUGUUGAGGGGGUUUUCUCAAAUACAGGGUGGUAUGCCACAAAUCAGUUUGCUGUUGAUGUUAUAUUCGGUAAUCGUAUGAAGCAGUACGACUGCUUGACACGCGAUUCAUCACUUGCCGCUGCUAUUUUUGUACCCUUUUAUGCUGGGUUUGAUAUUGCUCGAUAUCUAUGGGGGCACAAUAUUUCAAGGAGGGAUGCAGCUUCGCGGGAUUUGGUUGAUUGGCUUAUGAAGAGGCCGGAGUGGGGAAUUAUGGGUGGCAAAGAUCAUUUUCUUGUUGCUGGUAGAAUAACAUGGGAUUUUAGGAGACUGUCUGAUGAAGAAUCAGACUGGGGUAACAAGCUUCUCUUUUUGCCAGCUGCCAAGAACAUGUCCAUGCUUGUGGUCGAAUCAAGCCCAUGGAAUGCUAAUGAUUUUGGCAUUCCAUAUCCUACAUAUUUCCAUCCAGCAAAGGAUGCAGAUGUGUUCAUUUGGCAGGACCGUAUGAGAAAAUUAGAGCGAAAAUGGCUUUUCUCUUUCGCUGGUGCUCCACGUCCUGACAACCCCAAGUCAAUUAGGGGCCAGAUCAUUAAUGAGUGCAGAAAUUCGAAGGUUGGCAAACUGUUGGAAUGUGAUUUUGGGGAAAGCAAGUGUCAUUCCCCAAGCAGCAUCAUGCAGAUGUUUCAGAGCUCCCUUUUCUGCCUGCAACCACAGGGUGAUUCAUACACACGGAGAUCUGCUUUUGAUUCAAUGUUGGCUGGUUGCAUACCUGUCUUCUUCCAUCCUGGAUCAGCAUACACACAAUACACUUGGCAUCUUCCAAAGGAUUACACAAAGUAUUCAGUUUUCAUUCCAGAAGAUGAUAUUCGUAAGGGGAAUGUUAGUAUAGAGGAGAGGCUCAGUCAAAUUUCUCCUGAGCAGGUAAAGAUUAUGAGGGAGGAGGUUAUAGGCCUUAUUCCAAGGCUAGUUUAUGCAGAUCCUCGCUCUAAACUGGAGACUUUAAAAGAUGCGUUUGAUGUUUCGGUACAAGCAGUUAUAGACAAAGUUACCAAGUUGAGGAGAGACAUCAUUGAAGGUCGUACAGAUGAUAACUUCAUUGAAGAGAACAGUUGGAAGUAUGCUCUCUUGGACGAAGGUCAACGUGAGGUGGGACCUCACGAAUGGGAUCCUUUCUUCUCAAAACCAAAGGAUGGUGCCGAUUCUGGUGAUUCAUCUGCGGAAGCUGCUAAAAACUCUUGGAAGAACGAGCAGCGAGAUCAUUCAUAACUGGAAGGUAACAACAGUGCUAGUGCAAUAGUUGUAAUAAUGCUUAUUGCAUACAGAUUAACAGAUUAGCAUGAGACUGCCUAGGCGUGUCUGAAGUUCUGGAGACCUUGUCAUGAAGUCAUCUUUUAGAACUUACUAUGUCUCAUGUCUUUUUUUUAAAAGCCAGCGCAUAGAUUGCCCAUAUCUUUGUUUAAAACCAAAACACAGUCGCAUAUUUUCCCCUAUAGGAUUUUUAUUUUAUUUUUUUUUUUUUUCGCUUCCUGCAUAAUGUAUUUGGUCAUGAGAUUCUUUAUGAAUGUAAUGUAGCCAGAGGUUUCAUAUUUUCCCAUCCCUUACCGGAAAUAAAAAUGAGUGAUUCUUAAA